GGGUUGUCUGCCGACCACGAUUGACUUGCAUCCUCCAGGCCAUGGACGAAGCCGACGCUCUCGGAGCCUUGGCCAAUGCCAUUACUCUCCUCACUGAAAAUCCAUACGACUUGGCCUUGCAUGCGCAGCAUGUCCGCCUUGCUCGUGAGACAGGCAUGGAGGACCAGCUCGAAGCCGCCUUGGACAUGGUCACAACGUUCUGGGCUGCUGGGGACUCCAUUUGGCUCCCUCUACUCGACAUCAGGAUGAAGGGCUCCGAUUUGGAUACCGCUAAGGGUGCUACGAGCACACUUGCCUUGUUCGAGCUGGCGGAACGAGACUACCUAUGUAAGUACUGCAUUCUAG
Molecule: messenger RNA, 345 nt
Organism: Phanerochaete carnosa HHB-10118-sp
Lineage: Eukaryota; Fungi; Basidiomycota; Agaricomycetes; Polyporales; Phanerochaetaceae
Exons: 1
Source: RefSeq, a predicted model, not a curated record